This is a messenger RNA of Postia placenta MAD-698-R-SB12, 1908 nucleotides long. RefSeq lists its product as hypothetical. Bases 1 to 1908 code for a protein of 635 amino acids. The record is from RefSeq and is a predicted model, not a curated record. NCBI's taxonomy places the organism in Eukaryota, Fungi, Basidiomycota, Agaricomycetes, Polyporales, Adustoporiaceae. The transcript has 3 exons.
AUGCGUCCCCUCAUCCUCCACCCCUCCGCCCUCACAAACGCAGAGUACUCCCUCUACCUCGCCUCCCUCCGCGAUCUUGCAGACAACGACGUCCCCGCCCUCGCAGAUCCGCAGCGACACGACCACGAACACUUUGCCGUCGGCGUCCGCGAGGCCCGCGCCUGGCUCAGAGGCAGGUAUGCCGGCCUUGCCCCCGGCGUCAUCGACUCGAUUCUGCGCCUCUUCUGCCCCGCCCUCGCCCCCGCCGACCUCCUCACCGGAGGCCAGUUCUUCGCCGUCCUCCGUCUCGUGCACCACGCCCUCGCAGGCAAGGACGUCGACAGUGCGCUGGUGUUCGUCCAGGCGCAUCCCGACCUCUCGCCCUCUCCUCCCAUUCUGACCCCUCGCCCGUCGGAAGGCCACCAUCGUGCCUCCAACUCCGCCCCGGACCUCCCGACGCCCGACGCGAAUGUCACACCAAACCCCUUCUUCACGCGCACCAUCCCCGCGACGCCUUCGCCUACUUCCACACCAGCCCCGCCUGCGGUGCCCCCCAAGCCCAGCACCAACCCCUUCCUCGCGCGCAGGAGCUCUGAAGUAGCGCCUGGCGCCCGCGUGCCAUCCCUCCAGUCGCGCGCCCGCAGCGAGGGCCGCACCCCUCCCCUCCCGCCGCGCAAACCCACCAACCCCGUCAUCCCGCCCCCGCGCCACGCAGCCGCCCUCGCGCCGCCCGCGCACCCGAAUCUCCUCAUCCAGCAGUCCCUCCAGGCGACACGUGUCGCCCAGAGCCUCAAGAAGGCCGAGCAGCGCCUCGAGCAGGAGCGCGUCCUCGAGGUGCUCAAGAGCUCCAGCGCCCACGGUGGCGGCCGCCGCACGCGCAGCAACAGCCCCUCGCGCGCGUACGAUCCCCGCGACGGCGCCGCAUCCGAGAGCGCGGGCUCGGGCGACAGCCUCAGCCUCGAGAGCGCGGGCGCGCGCGGCGCGCGCACCCCGAGCCUGCCGCCGCGCCGCAAAAUCAGCCCGCCCGCGUCGACGCUGUCGGGCUCCACCAGCCGCUCGCUCGAGCAGGUCGCCCGCGCGUCCGUCCCGUUUCGGCCCGCGCUCGCGCCUGCCUCCGCCUUCAAGCCGGCGCUCCCCCCCGCCGCCCUCGCAGACCUCCCCGCCGACCCGCCGCCGACGCACCCGGACCGCAAGCCCUCGCUCGACGCGGAGCGGCCGGCGCCCGACACGCCGCGCAUGUUCCGCUCGAAGAGCAUGCACCACGCGUCGCCGCCCCCGCCGCCGCCCGCCCCGCCCGCGCGCAAGCGCCGCCCCGAGAGCGUGCAGCUGCAGCUGGGCCCCGCGGCCGGCGGGGACGCGUCGCCGUUUGUGUCGCCGUCGCCGUCGGUGGCGUACUUCCCGUCGUCGCUGUCGCACCAGGGACCGGGCUCGCCGUCUCGUCAGGGCUCGCUCUCGCGGCACCAUUCGCUCUCGUCGAGCGGCAGCGUCGGCGCGCGCGCGGGCUCGUUCCACAGCGACGGCGCGCCGGCGCCGCUCGCGGACCUGCGGCGCACGCUGAGCAGCCUGCACCAGCGCGCGGCGCCGCGGCUCGACUCGGCGCGGUACAAGGCGGAGGCGGCGUUCACGCCGCGCGGGUUCGUGCAGCACGCGCAGCCGGGCACGCGGUGGAUGCGCGAGGACGGCGAGGAGAGCUUGAUCGAGGGGGACGAUGAUAGCGGGCUGGGCCAGGACGAUGCGGCGGGCGUGGACCGGGACGUGGACGUGGAGGAGUACAGCGGGGACGAGAGCGAGCUUAGCCAGCGAUUGCGGAAGAUACGGAUGCGCGAGGGCGCUGAGGAUGGGCAGGAGAAGGCGGCGGCGGCGCGGCGAGUGGGCGUCGAGAGGGACGAGUUGAAGUGGCCGGCGGGCGAUGGGUGGGAGCGGCUGUGA